AUCUCUAUUUCUUAUUUCUCUCCAUCAUUUUCAUUGCAUCUGUUAGCUCCCAUUUUUCCAUUCUCUAUUACUCUCCUCCCCUUUCUUUCAUUCACAUUUCGUAGGGAGCUUCUUCCUCAUUGCUGGCAAAAUGGCAAAUGCAGCGUCCGGAAUGGCAGUGCACGAUGAUUGCAAACUGAAGUUCCAAGAGCUUAAAGCGAAGAGGAGUUAUCGAUUCAUUGUGUUCAAAAUUGAGCAACAACAAGUCGUGAUAGACAAAAUAGGGGAUCCGACGGAAACCUAUGACGAUUUUCAGGCCAGUUUGCCAGCUGAUGAGUGUCGUUAUGCCGUCUAUGAUUUUGAUUUCACAACUGCAGAGAAUUGCCAGAAAAGCAAGAUCUACUUCAUAGCAUGGUCACCAGAAAUUUCAAGGGUGAGGAUGAAGAUGGUGUAUGCAAGUUCCAAGGAUAGAUUCAAGAGAGAGUUGGAUGGCAUUCAAGUUGAACUGCAAGCAACUGAUCCAAGUGAGAUGAGCUUGGACAUUGUGAAAGGGCGAGCCCUCUGAGUACCCCCUUUUCGACUUAAUCCCACCUCUCUCCUUCACUGGGGGCCAUCCUGUUAUUGUUUUUUUAGCUUGGAUUCAACAAACAACUAAUCCAAAAAUGUCAUGUAUUAUUGCUAUAAUGCAGAAUUAUUCCUUAAACUCUGCCAAGUUGCUAAUGAAACCACUUGGAUUUUUUUAUUUUUUUUAGUUUCGCUUGGAAGAGGAAAUUCAUGUCUCUUCUUUAAAAGUAUAUAUCAUACCUGCUCAAUCUAGUGCAUAAAAGGAAAACACUUGUCCAAUACAAUCUUCUUCUAUUUAACAAUUUCUGCAA
Lathyrus oleraceus (garden pea) is the source of this 854-nucleotide messenger RNA. RefSeq names its product actin-depolymerizing factor 7. The record is from RefSeq and is a predicted model, not a curated record. Gene Ontology annotation, cellular component: actin cytoskeleton. Gene Ontology annotation, biological process: actin filament depolymerization. The transcript is spliced from 3 exons. Gene Ontology annotation, molecular function: actin binding. The coding region runs from base 131 to 544 and encodes 137 amino acids. Lineage: Eukaryota; Viridiplantae; Streptophyta; Magnoliopsida; Fabales; Fabaceae.